AUGGAGCAGUUUAUGCAACCGUUGGAGGGCAUCUUCCGCGACGGCAUCCCUGCCCCCGUGCUGCGCGCCUUUGCCCCUCUCUUUCAGGCGCUGCCAAGCCUCCAGGAACGUGUAGAAGCAUCUCGCGACUGCUAUUACUGGCGUGCGAACCCCAUGAAGUGCCUGGAGGAGGACAUCGACACGGUCACCGGCUUCAUGCAAGCCUGCGAGGCUUCCUUCCGCAUGUGUCCGCAGCAGUCGGCGACGCUGCUCAAGUGCCAUAUGACGGAACCAGCGCGCGCCGUCUACUUCUGCCGUGAUGAGGAGUGGGAGUGGCGCAGCUGCUUGAUGGAUCAGACUGGCAUCCGGUUCUGGCCGUACGCAAAUGCUCCGAUUGGCGCGCCCUGGUCGAAUGGUGGGCAGACGGAGGACUUUCAUCUGGAGGACCGCUUCUUCUACGAGAACUUCUCUUUCUGGCGUCGUCGCGGUGCAAUGCUGGCGGUUCGCGAGCGUGAGCUAGAGGUAGCAGUGCAGCGCAAGCACUGGCUCGACGAGCAGGGGGACGACACCUGCCUAGCGGCACCAAAACCGACUCUAGCGCCCAUUGGCAUCAACACCAAGGUCAACUAA
This is a messenger RNA of Leishmania braziliensis MHOM/BR/75/M2904, 609 nucleotides long. RefSeq lists its product as hypothetical. Bases 1 to 609 code for a protein of 202 amino acids. Lineage: Eukaryota; Euglenozoa; Kinetoplastea; Trypanosomatida; Trypanosomatidae. The record is from RefSeq and is a predicted model, not a curated record. The transcript has a single exon.